AUGAAAUUACUAAAACGUAAUUCAUUUUUAAGUAUUGUAAAUAGCUAUUUAAUUGAUUCACCUCAACCUUCAAAUAUUUCUUAUAUGUGGAAUUUUGGAUCUUUAUUAGGAUUUUGUCUUGUUAUUCAAAUUGCGACAGGAGUAACUUUAGCAAUGCAUUAUACUCCUACUAUUGAUCUAGCAUUUAUUAGUGUAGAGCAUAUUAUGAGAGAUGUAAACUACGGA
Messenger RNA from Umbelopsis ramanniana AG, 225 nucleotides. RefSeq lists its product as uncharacterized. Gene Ontology annotation, cellular component: membrane. The record is from RefSeq and is a predicted model, not a curated record. Gene Ontology annotation, biological process: mitochondrial electron transport, ubiquinol to cytochrome c. Gene Ontology annotation, molecular function: electron transfer activity. NCBI's taxonomy places the organism in Eukaryota, Fungi, Mucoromycota, Umbelopsidomycetes, Umbelopsidales, Umbelopsidaceae. The annotation marks the transcript as partial. The transcript has a single exon.